AAUUCAGUAUAUUCUGCAGUGUUACUGCUCGCCGUAACAAGAGCAUUCAUAUCACUUACACAUGUAUUGUACUUUAUAUUGAUGGAGUUUGUUGCCCAGAAAAUGAGUUUCUUGUGUAAUGCAGGAGAAAGCAUACCUUAUUUCAUAUGUCUGCUUUAUUAUGCACUUCAUCUGAUAUGGUUGGUGUACUUUACCAGUUUUACUUCUAAAGAGAUGAAUCGCACUGCUGUUGUAGUGCACAGAUUUCUCUGCAAGACGAAUGACCUGGUUCUAAGAGAAGAGUUGCAAGAAUUCUCACUACAGCUGCUUCAUCGAAAAGUGAAGUUCACGGCCUGUGGAUUCUUCCCCCUGGAUUACACGCUAUUCUAUUCGAUCGUGGGGGCAGUUACUACAUAUCUUGUGAUAUUGAUUCAAUUUCAACUUGCUUUACCAGAUUCUAACAAGAACAUGACAACCGGAAUAGAAACUUAUCUCGUGACUCCGGAUUCGUCAGAAAAUCACUACCCGCACCAAUGAUCACUUUAAGCAGAGAGCACGUGCUGUUAGAAGCUGCGACUAGACGUAAAUGUAGAAUAACAUAAACAAAUAAGUGGAGUAGUCGUCAGUCAGAAGAUGAGAGUCGCUAAUCUGCCCAAUGCAUUCAUAGUCCUUUGUAAAAUGCAAAGAUAUGCUGUAGUAUGCACU
Molecule: messenger RNA, 684 nt
Organism: Cryptotermes secundus
Lineage: Eukaryota; Metazoa; Arthropoda; Insecta; Blattodea; Kalotermitidae
Product: putative gustatory receptor 28b
Exons: 4
Coding region: 82-516 (144 amino acids)
Biological process (GO): sensory perception of taste
Cellular component (GO): dendrite; axon; neuronal cell body
Source: RefSeq, a predicted model, not a curated record